Hypanus sabinus (Atlantic stingray) is the source of this 3122-nucleotide messenger RNA. RefSeq names its product prolyl hydroxylase EGLN2-like. Lineage: Eukaryota; Metazoa; Chordata; Chondrichthyes; Myliobatiformes; Dasyatidae. The record is from RefSeq and is a predicted model, not a curated record. Gene Ontology annotation, cellular component: cytoplasm; nucleus. Gene Ontology annotation, biological process: cellular response to hypoxia; peptidyl-proline hydroxylation to 4-hydroxy-L-proline. Gene Ontology annotation, molecular function: L-ascorbic acid binding; ferrous iron binding; peptidyl-proline 4-dioxygenase activity. The transcript is spliced from 6 exons. The coding region runs from base 1 to 1533 and encodes 510 amino acids.
AUGGCCCGGGGACGUCGGCGCACGCCGGCGCCCCUCGCCCCGCUCGCCGCCCGCCGCCGCCCCCGCUCCGGGGAUCGGCCGCCCCGCAAGGUGCCCGCAUGGGGCUGGAGGGCUUCGGAGGCGAGCCGGUGGCUGGCUGCAGCCCGCCCUGCCAGCUGCUGUGCCCGGCGGAGGGUGGCAAGAGGAGCGAAGCGGGCAGAGACAUUGUAUCCGCCCAGCUGGCUACAGUAUCGCCUGGCACCCAGCUGGUUACAUCUGCUGACACCCAGUUGGUUAUGGUAUCGCCUGGCACCCAGCUGGUUACAGUAUCGCCUGGCACACAGCUGGUUACAUCUGCUGACACCCAGUUGGUUAUGGUAUCGCCUGGCACCCAGCUGGUUACAGUAUCGCCUGGCACACAGCUGGUUACAUCUGCUGACACCCAGUUGGUUACAUCUGGCGCCCGAUUGGCUUCAGUAUCGCUUGGCAAUCGGUUUGCUGCAUCAGCUGCCUUCCAGUUGGUCGCAUCCCAGGACUCACCGACAGUGGGCACUGCGCCUGGCAGCGGAGGUUCGAGGAGGUGCCACCCGGACUGCUACCUGCCCGGCGACCUCCUGCUCACCCUGGACCCGCUGGGCACCCUCCCUCCUACCCGGCAGGCCUCGGGCGGUGGGGAGACCCCUGGCCCGGUGCCUGCCCCCUGGCAGGGGGAGGCGGGGCGCCCAGCUCAAGCGGAGGAGGCUGGAGAACGGGGAAGGCGGGGGCAGCGGCAGGCUGGCGAACGGGCACAGCGACGCCGUGGCGGCCUGCAAGAGGAGGAAGGCGGAGGGGCUGCUGGAGGGCCAGGAUGAGGGGGCGCGGCUACGGUGGCAGACCCUGGAGCUGGUCAACAAGUACGUCGUGCCCUGCAUGAACAGCUACGGCAUCUGCGUCAAGGACAACUUCCUGGGGGCAGUGCUGGGGGGUAAAGUCCUACUGGAGGUGCUCUCCCUGCACCGCAACGGGACCCUGAUGGACGGCCGGGUGGUCAGUCCCCUCAGCGUGCCCACCCGCAGCAUCCGGGGCGACAAGAUUGCCUGGGUGGAGGGCACGGAGCCCGACUGCACGAGCAUCGGGGAGCUGAUGGCCAGGAUCGAUGAGCUGAUCAUCUACAGCUCCGGGCGGCUGGGCAAUUACGGGAUCAACGGGCGGACAAAGGCCAUGGUAGCUUGUUACCCCGGACACGGGACGGGAUACGUUCGCCAUAUCGACAAUCCAAACGGAGACGGGCGCUGCGUCACCUGCAUUUACUACCUGAACAGGGACUGGGACGUCAGUGUCCAUGGCGGCCUGCUGCAGAUAUUCCCGGAGAAUCGAUCGGAGGUUGCCAACAUUGAGCCUUUAUUCGACAGGUUACUCAUCUUCUGGUCUGACCGCCGAAACCCCCAUGAAGUGAAGCCCGCGUUCGCCACCAGGUACGCCAUCACUGUCUGGUAUUUUGACGGCAAGGAGAGGAUUGAAGCUAAAGAGCGAUUCAAGAGAGCCUUGGCCCAGAAGGCCCUGAAGUUCGACUGAGACCAGGGCCACCGGAAGCUGCGUCGGACGGGCCAGUCGCCUUGCGGGCGUGCAUCGCGCCACUGUGUCAGCCACUCCGUGGAUCUCCUGCUGCAUCUGGAGAGGGCCGCAGUCUUCACGGACAAAUUGGCCUGGGUCGAGUGGAGCCUGACCACUUUGCCCGUGCGUGGUGGGCGUAGGAGAGUGAAUGCUGAAGUCUUGAUCGUUCUCCCCCCUUCCCAGCGAGGACAGCUUCUGCCCCCCUCCUCCACCUCUCCAACCCCGUCUGUGUUGUACACGACAUGUUUGGUCCCUGCGCCUCGGCCUAUCAGCGUUGGACUGGCCCGUGGAAUCACAGAGGGCGACGGGAGAAACAGGCCUUUCGGCCCAUUUGAUCUAUGCCAACCCUUGAUUCAGCCUAAUCCCAUCUCCAGCCCGGAGGGGGAAGCAUGCGUCAGGAUCCGUGCAGGAGUUCCCUGGUGAUCCGACAGGCUGCACCCACUCUCCCCCUACCAUUCCCACCUGGGAGAUGAAAGGAAGAACUACCAGCCCCUGUUUUUUUUGGAGGAGGAGGAGUUGGAGAGAAGUGGGGGGGCCAGUUCCAGCCCCUCGGGAGGGUACCGUCAGCUGCGGAAUCCAAGCUUCAACCGGCGUGACCCGGAGCAUUCUCGGCCCAGCGGAUGUUGAAGCCAAGUGACACCGCGCCCCCUUCCCCACGAACAGGCCAGAACCUCCAGAAAUUGGGAGACCAGCCCACUACUGAGGCCCGGGAGCACGCAGGCCAGGGAAGGCACCUGAAAAGAGUUGCAUUUUAAAAAUGAGAUCUCGCUGGAGAGGGAAGGACGCUUGGCAUUUGGUGUACACAGCAAGAUCCCACAAGCAGGAAAAGUGGUGGAAAAAUAAUAAUGUUGACUGGUUGAACUGGCCGGGACAUAAAAGAACAUCUGUAUUCUUUAAGGACACAUUUUGAGAGGGUAGUCUUUGAUGAGGGGGGGGGAGGGUGUCUAAUUUGGCAUUUCUUUCAAGAGGCAGUGCCCCCUCCUCCUCAGGGAGGGGUGACAUCUGGAUUUCCACAGUCAAGUUCUCAGAGCAGGACUUGACCCCAGAGACCUUGGAUUGUCAGGGCGGGUGGGGGGGAAUCCUGCCAGCUGUCUUCUCUCUCCCCUGCGGACUUUCCGCGCCCCUCUCCGGCAGGGCCCCGCAGUCCGGCGGGUUCCUAUCAAGAGCGGGGUUUGACCCCGGCACCCCCGGGAAAAGGGUGGAAAGUUACGGGGAGAAGGUAGGAGAAUGGGGUUGGAAGGGGCAAUUAAUCAGCCGGUGGGCCUAAUUCUCCUCUCGUGUUUCAUGUCUUCGCCCGGAAUGAUUUUGAAUUUUCCCCGGGAAACUACGUUUUGAGGGUAAUUCUUUGCGGAGCCACUUUAGAUUUAACGCAUUUGCCUUUGGAGAGGGAGAUGGUUUCGAGGGAUUUGGGGCCUCGAUACGCAAAUCACCUAAAUUGUUAACCGCGCUCUCAUCUGAUGCUCCCGCUUGAUGACGGGUUCAGCACAGUACUGUCUGAGAUCUCGACGUUGUACCGGGAGCGUGAAUCGGAUUAAAACUGAGUUGUUUAC